CUGUGUCUCUCUACUGCCAACAAGUACAUACUGCUGUGUAUUUCUCUGCACAGCGGAGAAAUACACAGCCACCUUCUGCACACUGCUUUGAGUGAAGCACAGGGACACAACACAGAGUAAAACACAGAGUUAACCCUUUGAAUGCCUCAUAUGUUAACCCCUUCCUGAACAGUGUCAUUAGUACAGUGUCAGUGCUUUUUUUUUAGCACUGAUCACUGUAUUGGUGUCACUGGGGAUGUCAGUGACACCAAGUCAGUUGCCCCCAGUGUCAGAAUGCCCACCGCAGUCCCGCUAUAAGUCGCUGAUUGCCGCCAUUACUAGUAAAAAUUCAAAAAUAAAUCCCAGUAUAUAUUCUGCCAUUUUUAAAGGCUAUAACUUUCAUGUAAACCAAUUAAUU
Staurois parvus is the source of this 397-nucleotide messenger RNA. The record is from the annotation of a GenBank genome assembly. Lineage: Eukaryota; Metazoa; Chordata; Amphibia; Anura; Ranidae.